CAAGAUGGCGAUGGAGAUGAGGCUUCCCGUGGCUCGCAAGCCUCUUAGCGAGAGCGUGGGCCGCGAUACUAAAAAACAUCUGGUGGUUCCGGGGGACACAAUCACCACGGACACGGGAUUCAUGCGGGGCCAUGGAACUUACAUGGGGGAAGAGAAGCUCAUUGCAUCCGUGGCCGGCUCCGUGGAGAGGGUAAACAAGUUGAUCUGUGUGAAAGCUUUGAAAACCAGAUACAAUGGUGAAGUAGGAGACAUUGUGGUGGGGAGAAUCACAGAGGUCCAACAGAAGAGGUGGAAGGUGGAGACCAACUCGAGGUUGGAUUCAGUCUUGCUUCUGUCAUCCAUGAACCUUCCUGGAGGAGAGCUGAGAAGAAGAUCUGCGGAAGACGAGCUGGCCAUGAGAGGUUUCUUGCAGGAAGGGGAUCUCAUCAGUGCGGAGGUGCAGGCGGUGUUCUCAGAUGGAGCGGUGUCGCUGCACACGAGGAGUCUGAAAUACGGCAAACUCGGCCAGGGGGUGUUGGUCCAGGUUUCCCCCUCCCUGGUCAAGCGGCAGAAGACUCACUUCCAUGACCUGCCAUGUGGGGCCUCAGUGAUUCUGGGGAACAACGGCUUCAUCUGGAUCUACCCAACGCCGGAGCACAAAGAAGAGGACGCGGGGGCCUUCUCUGCCAACCUGGAGCCCGUCUCCCUCGCCGACCGAGAGGUGAUCUCCCGGCUCCGGAACUGCAUCGUCUCACUGGUCACCCAGAGGGUGAUGCUGUAUGACACCAGCAUCUUGUACUGCUACGAGGCGUCCCUUCCGCAUCAGAUCAAAGACCUCUUAAAGCCAGAAAUAAUGGAGGAAGUAGUUAUGGAAACGCGCCAGAGGCUUUUAGAACAGGAGGGGUGAGGAGAGACAUCUGAAGGACGGGAUGGUGUGCACCUGACCCGAGCUGUUCUUGAAAGUGAAGAAUCCGAUUUGUGGUCCCUGUGUGGCUCCGUGGAGAACUGUGACACUCACCACCUGACCUACAUCAGGCUACGUCUGGCCUCAAAGACUGGCUUUAUCCUGAUCUAGGGUGGAGCCUGGGGAAGCGCUGCCGGCCCCUUGGGUUGCCUGCAGAGUCGGGCAGUACGGGUACUUGCAGGCCUUGAUUUUUUUAUUUUUUUAAUUAUUACUAUCUUUUUUUUUUUUUUUUAAGCUUCAAGUCUUUACAGGCACACAGUGUUUCAGCCAAGUGGACUCCCAUUCUGGAAUAAUACGGAGAAUCUUUUUCUUCUAUUCACCAUCAGUGAAUCACCAUCACAAGGCACAGUGCCCCCAUGAAAUGGUCCCUGUAAAAAACACAGCCUCCCUAACCUGCAAACUGUUUUGGCCUCUGUCCCCACUCCUGCAGCGCAAGUAGGACACUGAAGAAUAUAGUUAGUAACUUUUUUUUUUUUUCGAGAGAGAGAGCGAGCACACACGCGCGAGCAAGCACGCAUGCUUGUGCUGGAGCAGGGAUCUUCAGCAGGCUCCAUGCCCAGGGCAGAGCCAACACAGGGCUCUGUC
This is a messenger RNA of Enhydra lutris kenyoni (northern sea otter), 1528 nucleotides long. RefSeq names its product exosome component 2. Gene Ontology annotation, biological process: U4 snRNA 3'-end processing; exonucleolytic trimming to generate mature 3'-end of 5.8S rRNA from tricistronic rRNA transcript (SSU-rRNA, 5.8S rRNA, LSU-rRNA); TRAMP-dependent tRNA surveillance pathway. Gene Ontology annotation, molecular function: RNA binding. The coding region runs from base 5 to 886 and encodes 293 amino acids. Gene Ontology annotation, cellular component: cytoplasmic exosome (RNase complex); nuclear exosome (RNase complex). The record is from RefSeq and is a predicted model, not a curated record. NCBI's taxonomy places the organism in Eukaryota, Metazoa, Chordata, Mammalia, Carnivora, Mustelidae. The transcript is spliced from 9 exons.